This is a messenger RNA of Mytilus trossulus (common blue mussel), 1923 nucleotides long. Its product is annotated as 4-galactosyl-N-acetylglucosaminide 3-alpha-L-fucosyltransferase 9-like. Lineage: Eukaryota; Metazoa; Mollusca; Bivalvia; Mytilida; Mytilidae. Gene Ontology annotation, cellular component: membrane. The coding region runs from base 102 to 1025 and encodes 307 amino acids. Gene Ontology annotation, molecular function: fucosyltransferase activity. The transcript has a single exon. The record is from RefSeq and is a predicted model, not a curated record.
CUUUACGUCAAAUAAAAGACUUUGAAAGAACAAACUCUAAUACUUUCAAGAGGCAACCGCAACAUUUAAGAACACAUGCUUCUAAAACCUUUUUUACUAUAAUGUUUUAUGCAAAACCUGCCUGGUUUAACCCUAAAACUGUUGUGUUUGAUAAGUGUAGCUUUAAAAACUGUGAAUUAACCAUAGACAAACAAUUAUUUUCCACAAGUGCAGCUGUCAUCUUUCACCAUGAUUCAUUUUCAACCUUACCCGAGAAGCCAAGCGGUCAAGUAUGGAUAUUUGCUACUUUAGAGAGUCCAUUUUAUACUAGUAAAAGUUUCAACACUGAUGGAUCGAAGAUGCAUUUUAAUUGGACAAUGUCGUACCGAAAAGAUGCAGAGGGAUUUUCACCGUAUGCAUUUCUGAGGAAACAACUUCACAUUCCAGUCAAAAACUACACUUCUAUAUUUAUUAAUAAAACAAAUAGUAUUGCUUGGGUAGUAAGCCACUGUCAAACUCAAUCAAAGCGAGAGGCUUAUGUCAGAGAAUUAUCGAAAUACAUCGAUGUUGAUAUAUAUGGAAAAUGUGGGAAACCUUGUUCUUUCAAAGGAGAUUGUAAAAUACAUUUGAGUAAGACUUACAGAUUUUAUCUUUCUUUUGAAAAUUCACUAUGCAAAGACUAUGUGACGGAAAAAAUAUUAAGUAUGUACAUUGAUGGCAUUGACUUUAUUCCAAUAGUUCGAGGUGCACCUAAUGCAGGAGAAAUUUUGCCACACAAAACGUAUAUAUCUACGUCUGAUUUUAAAUCGCCGCAGAAACUGGCGGCGUUUCUAAAAAUGAUUGGCAGCGAUGAAUCACGCUAUAUUUCAUAUUUGAAAGAAAAAGAAAAAUAUUUGAAUAAUGGAAAUGGAAUGCUUAAAGCGGGAAUUUGUGAUAUAUGUCAUCAUUUAAAUGUUAGAAAACAAAAGCCUAAACUCAUAGACCUUAACAAAUGGUUAUGGGAAAAUCAGUGCCAUGUGCCAAAUGACAUACCGUCUGACAAAUGAUAGUAAUUGAUAUCAGAAAACAAUUGGAAUUCAUAAUGAACUUAAAAUAAUAAGGUAAUGCUUUACAAGCGUAAUGAUUAGCAUGUUGAUAGUUAUAAAAGGUACCAUGAUUUUUGUAAACAGAAAAUUUAUAAAAAUGAUCACAUUAUUGAUAUUCAUGUCAACACAGAAGUGUUGACUACUGGGCUGUUAAUACUGGUAAAACUUAAAACUGUAUUUGAAAAAUGUGUCGACGAGAUAAUAACCCGACCAAACUGCAGAAAACAGCCGAAAAUCAAAGGCGAGAAUCAGCUGUCCCAUUGAAACAAAAGUGUAUGUAUUUAACAGAAAAUGGGUUGUGUGUGUUUAGAAUAUGUACCUUUAUCUUUAUAAUGAGAAACUACUGUCUUUUUUUCAUAAUUUCUAUUUGGUUACUGAUAUACAUUAUGUAAUAUAUUAGUUAGGACAUCAAACUGCAACCGAAAUUUUUAUAAUUGAUAAAUUCGUAGCGACAGUGUCGAAUUGAUUUCUGACACUUAAAAUGGGGACAAAGUCCCCUAUUACAAUAGAAAAUCAAUAAAUAAGUAAAUGAAAAAAAUCGUGAAAAUUUCCCAAAUUUUUUAUUGUACUAAUGAACUCAAAAUCGUUCAAACUUUUUUCAGUCGCUUUUUUUAACUCCCGUUUUUGCAAAGAAUGUAAAAAGUCUACUUCCUUCUUCCGGUCUCGUUGUCGUGAGACUUUGAGUAGUCUAGUAAAAUAUAGGAAUUCAUAGAACAGAAUACCAAUAUUUCAUUUUUAAUAAUUCUUUGUCUUUGGAAUAAAUUGACGUUAUGUAAUGCAUUUCAUUUUUUUGUUUACAUUGCACAUGACGUCACAACUUAAAUAACGUCACAAGUAAAAUCCCUAACAACAGAACCAA